This is a messenger RNA of Ramularia collo-cygni, 357 nucleotides long. RefSeq lists its product as uncharacterized. The transcript has 4 exons. The record is from RefSeq and is a predicted model, not a curated record. The coding region runs from base 1 to 357 and encodes 118 amino acids. Lineage: Eukaryota; Fungi; Ascomycota; Dothideomycetes; Mycosphaerellales; Mycosphaerellaceae.
AUGAGGAAGCACGGUAGUUUGACGAAUGAUGAGGAGAUAAACGAAGCAUCCUGGGUGGCCGCCCGCGGAGCAGCGGUUGGCGCUGCCAAGUGGGCAGUCUUUUCGGCCAUAGCAGCGGGUGUGGGCUUUGCGUACAGUCCUGUCUAUAGAGCAACAACACUUCAGUUCAAAGUUUUCCUCCAGAUGAGUGGAAUGACGCUCGGAUCGAUUAUCGAAGCAGACCAUCGGUUAAUCGCACAUGGAAAGAUGAUGCGGAUGCGCAAGAAGGAGAUUCGUGACACUGAAGUCUGGCGACGCUACGAGGAAGACUAUCAAAUCGCGAAGCCCUCGACUGAGAAGCCAAAAAAAGACGAGUGA